UUUUUACAGAUUAUUAUGCAUAAUGUGCAUAAAGUUUAUGAGUAUUGUUUUAUAGUUAGUAAUAAGAUUUAUACUUAUUUUUGAUUAUUAUUAUUUUAAAUAAAAAUAAUCAAAUUAAAACAGCCCCCCUUUAUAGUCUAAAAAUAUUCCACAAGACUUCUUCUACUUAAUAAAAAAAUUAAUUAUUGUAAAAUCAAAACGUUUUUAUACAUGGCCGUCAAAUGAAGGUUGGUGCUUCAUUAUUUGCAAGCAAUAUAGGAAGUGAACAUUUUAUUGGUCUAGCAGGAUCUGGAGCUAUUUCUGGUAUAGCUGUUGGAGCCUUUGAAAUUAAUGCUUGUAUACUGAUACAGUUUCUAGGAUGGGUUUUCCUUCCUGUCUUCAUAGCAAGCGAGGUAAACACACUUCCGGAAUAUAUGAAUAGAAGAUUUGGCGGACGGCGAAUAAGAACUUAUUUAGCAUCUCUAUCCAUGAUGCUUUACAUAUUUACGAAAGUGUCUGUCAAUCUAUAUGCCGGGGCUAUAUUUAUCGAACAGAGCUUAAGGUGGAACCUUUAUGCCGCUAUUUUAUUCAUAUUGUUCAUGACUUGCCUCUGUACUGUUACAGGUGGAUUAGUGGCUGUUAUAUAUACCGAUACACUGCAAACGGUUGUCAUGUUGGUUGGUAGUAUUAUGCUCACAGUAGUAGCAUUUAAUAAAGUAGGUGGCUACAAUGGUCUUCGUCAAAGAUACUCACUGGCCAUUCCAUACUCUACUUACUCAUUUAUUGACUUUAUCAGGAAUAACUCCUUCAUCUCCAAUGUCACUAUCCCAAGCAACUGGUCUUAUCACCAGAACCCUGCCAAAGAGUUGAGCAAUAUACGUUCCUUUUUAAGCCAAUACACAACACCUCAGUCUUAUAUAUCGAACACUACUAAAUUCAAUGAUAGUUUUAUUUUGCAAGCCAAAUACGCACUCUGUGGUCUCCCAGACUCUAAAGCCUGGCAAAUGUUGAGAAGUCCUAUGGAUCACAACAUGCCCUGGCCAGGUUUCAUACUGGGUCAGACUAUGGCUUCGAUUUGGUAUUGGUGCGCUGAUCAGAUGAUGGUUCAAAGGGCUCUCGCAGCCAAAAAUUUAUCGCACGCCCAGGGUGGGACCCUUUUCGCUGGCUAUUUGAAAAUGUUACCUUUGUUUAUCAUUAUAUUUCCUGGCAUGAUUAGUAGAAUAUUGUACCCAGAUAAAAUAGCUUGUGCCACGCCUGAGGCUUGUAAAAAAAUCUGCGGAAAUCCGACCGGUUGCAGUAACCUAGCCUAUCCAACAUUAGUUCUUAACAUUUUGCCAGUUGGGGCUAAAGGAUUAAUGCUCGCUGUCAUGUUAUCCGCCUUAAUGAGCGAUCUGACCUCUAUAUUUAACAGUGCGAGUACCCUUUUCACUAUAGACAUAUGGAAGAUUAUUAGACCCAUGAGCACUGUCAAAGAACUUCUUAUUGUUGGGAGGCUUUUUGUCAUCCUAAUGACGGUGAUAGGUAUCAUAUGGAUCCCAGUUAUCCAGAUCAUGCAAGGUGGACAGCUUUAUAUUUACAUACAAUCCAUCGCUGCUUACCUAUCCCCUCCCAUUGCUUGUGUUUAUAUAUUGGCGGUUUUAUGGCCUCGCUGCAAUGAAAAAGGAGCGUUUUGGUCUCUAAUGGUAGGCAUGGUAGUCGGAGUCAUUCGGAUGAUACUUGAUUUCGUUUACAAAGAACCAUAUUGUGGGCAAGUCGACAAUAGACCUAUAAUUUUGUCACGUCUUCACUACAUGUAUUUCGCCAUUCUUUUAUUUUGGCUCACGGCUCUGGUUUGCAUAGUCGUUAGUUAUAUGACUUCACCGCUUCCAGCCAAAUACAUGGUUCGGACCACAUACUGGACUCGAUUCAGUAAAGAUCCGCGCAUAGAUGAUGAUAGUACACCAGUCCAAACUAAUGAUAUAGUGGAGAAUUCUGAUCUAAAACCUGACAUUAAAUUAUCGACUCUUUCAGAUGUUUCCAAACAAACGAAUGGUCAAACUAAUAUAGAAUCAGAUAAAAACAAUCUUAACGGAAAUGUCACGAAUGAUAGCAUGAAAUCACCUAUUAAAAAUAAUAGGGCGGCAGAUUUGCCUUUGGCGGAAGUUGGGUCUAAGAAGGGGAUUUUAGAUUUUGACGAUCAGGAAAACGUUAACUUGAAGGACGAAACUCGAACGAAAACAUAUGAACAACGUUCUUUACUAAAACAGGCCUGGAAUUGGUUUUUGGGUUACAGCGCUUCAGAAGAACAAUCAGAAGCAGAUAAGAUUAUCUAUGUGCAACAUCUAGCACAUGUCACCUCGCUAUAUCAAGGACCAAAAUCAAAAAUCGUUUUAAACUUCAAUCUCAUUUUUAUAAUAACAGUUGCUUUGUUUAUGUACAUCUACUUCACUAUACAUUAGCAAAUUUUGUUAUAAACCUCUAAUCUUCUUUUUUUAAAACAAUUUGUAUAAAGUCACAUACCAUUUAUUUGAUCACUUUAAAUUAGUUAUCAAUCAUAAGAAUAUACUAUUAUCUUAAAUUGGUUUAUAACCCAAUAUUACACAUUGUUAACCAAAUUAUUCAUCUUAUACUUAAAUCUGUCGGAUGUCCAUUAUUUUAAUACUUUUUUUUAGAUUUAAUUUAUAAGAUCUUUGUCAAGAAUUAAUGAUAAUUUUUAAUCGCUCAAAUGAGGCUUUAAU
Messenger RNA from Gordionus sp. m RMFG-2023, 2696 nucleotides. Its product is annotated as sodium/myo-inositol cotransporter-like. Bases 222 to 2417 code for a protein of 731 amino acids. NCBI's taxonomy places the organism in Eukaryota, Metazoa, Nematomorpha, Gordioida, Chordodea, Parachordodidae. The record is from RefSeq and is a predicted model, not a curated record. Gene Ontology annotation, biological process: transmembrane transport. The transcript has 14 exons. Gene Ontology annotation, cellular component: plasma membrane. Gene Ontology annotation, molecular function: D-glucose:sodium symporter activity.